Sebastes umbrosus (honeycomb rockfish) is the source of this 2013-nucleotide messenger RNA. RefSeq names its product peroxisomal biogenesis factor 12 (gene pex12). NCBI's taxonomy places the organism in Eukaryota, Metazoa, Chordata, Actinopteri, Perciformes, Sebastidae. The transcript is spliced from 4 exons. Gene Ontology annotation, cellular component: peroxisomal membrane; peroxisomal importomer complex. The record is from RefSeq and is a predicted model, not a curated record. Gene Ontology annotation, biological process: protein import into peroxisome matrix; protein monoubiquitination. The coding region runs from base 335 to 1444 and encodes 369 amino acids. Gene Ontology annotation, molecular function: protein binding; zinc ion binding; ubiquitin-protein transferase activity.
CGGACCGGAAUUACGUACAUCUGCGUCAUGACGUCAGAGUGCGGAAGUGGUGUUUGUUGUGGGCAGUGCUCUCUGCACAGAGAGUGGUCAGUAACAGAACAAACAUGUCUGUCUGUUGUUGCUUUAAUGUUCGCUGUUUUUAAAGGACCGUGUGAUGUUGAUGAAGCCUGAAGAGACGAAGAGACGCCAGGAGUCAGGAGACAGUCAGCGACGCUAACAGCUAACAGGAGAAGCAGCGGCAGCAGCAGAGGCAGCAGCAGAGGCAGCAGCGGCAGAGGCAGAGGCAGCAGCGGCAGAGGCAGAGGCAGCAGCGGCAGAGGCAGCAGUAGUAGUCAUGGCUGAGGCCGGAGCCCAUCUGACCUCCACCGCUGUGAAUGAGCAGCCGUCCAUCUUUGAGGUCCUGGCGCAGGAGUCUCUGAUGGAGGCGGUCAGACCGGCACUGAGACACGCUGUCAAGGUUCUGGCAGAGUCCAACCCGUCCCGUUUUGGGUUCCUGUGGCGACGCUUUGACGAGGUCUACCUGCUGCUGGACCUCCUCCUCCAGAACCACUUCCUGUCUCACUGCAGCGCCUCCUUCUCCGAGAACUUCUACGGCCUGAAGAGAGUUUUGGGAGGGCGAGGACCUGUUCCCGUUCGCCUGGGGCUGCGCGGGAAGUCACGCUGGCGCUCUCUUCUUCUCCUCUGCCUGGCGCCGUACCUGCGGGCCAAGCUGGAGGCGACGCUGGCGCGGCAGAGGGACGAGGAGGACUUCUCCAUCCGGCUGGCGCAGACCAGGAGCCAGAGGCUGUACCAGGCGGCCGUGGCGGCGUACCCGUACGUCAGCUCGGCCUGGCAGGCCUGGGUCUUCUGCCAGCAGCUGCUCUUUGUCUUCGGGGUCGCCAGGAGCCAUAACCCCCUGCUGUGGCUGGCCAGGGUCAGACUGGCACGACUUAACGUCCAAGAUCUCAGAGACAUGGAGCUGAAGACCAGCACAAGUGGCAACCCAGCGGAUGGGAGCCUGGUGCAGAGAGCAUGGUGGUUGAUGUCACAGGCGGCGCGUGGCGCGGCCGUGUCCCUCUCCACCUCCCUCUCGCUGGGCGUCUUUUUCCUGCAGUUCCUGGAGUGGUGGUACUCCUCAGACAACCAGAGCACUGUGAAAAGCCUCACCUCCCUGCCCGCUCCUCCACCCCCCCUCCACCUGCAGCAGCAGGAGGAGCAGAGCGGUCGGGACUCCCCGUCCAUACCGGCCGACCGCAUCAAAGAAACUCAGCCUCCCGGCCCCGACAGCAGGAACUGCCCGCUGUGCCGGAGGCUACGCGCGAACGCCACGGUGCUGUCCACCUCCGGCUUCGUCUUCUGCUACCGCUGCAUCUACAUGUAUGUGAAAGCCAACCGCCGCUGCCCGGUCACCGGCUAUCCCACCGAGCCACAACACCUCAUCAAGAUCUACUCACCGGAGAGUUAGACUGUAGUCGCUCUCCGACUACGAACUCUCUCAGAAAGACAGGAAGUGGCCUUGUUUUUAAAAAGAAUUCAUUAGCAGUGAGUCAGCUAGUUUCUACAGAGCCCCACAUACAUUUUUUUUCCUAGGGGUCUAGGGGGGCUCCGUAAGUUUCCCUCUGCAGCUGAGUGCUGGAUGUGUGUCUAAUGUCUGCAGCGCUCUGUCGUUUUUGGGAUAAGCACACUGUGUUUUUCUUUUGUAUAAAACAGGCUCUCCAAUGUACAUAUUGUUUGAUAAAUUGUUCGGUGAUGCCAGCUGAUUGAGAUGUGCUGCAGGAGUUUUCUCUCUGCUCACAUCACAUUUAAUAUUUAUAAAUUCAUUCUUAAAUUGUUUCCUCAGUGGCAUUGUGUUGUUUUUUGUCUCUACUCCAUGUAUGGUGACUUGGUGGCAACAAAAUGUUAGCAGCUAACUUAGCCAGGGUCAGGCUGGUGAUUGAAUGGCUCCCUCUGUAUCUCACCAUCAGUAACCUGAUGCAGAUCAUUUUUUUAAAGGCUGAUUCCAGUUUGAGGAUAUUUAACUGACUAAUAAAAAAA